UUGUGAAUUCGUAGUUGAGCUUGGUUUUUUUUUCUUAAACUAAUUUUUUGAGGGUACCUUACCACUCGGUAACUUUUAUUAACAAUCCGAAUUGUUUAUAUAAUCUCAUCAUUCAUAAAACACCCUUGUAUAUAGUUGACAAACAUAAAACCAUUAAAAAAUUUAAUUCAAGUGAAGAAGAUAAACAAAUACGGUGCUCGGAAUAUACACGAAAAUGACUACAAAUAUAACUGUCAUUUGAUUUCGAAUCGUAGAAAUACAAUUUGGGCUAUUCAAUUACAUAAUUGGAUGGCUACCAUAUUGAUGUGGGCCGAAAGGGCUGAUUUUUCAUGGCCCAAUUUCUUUGUCCUGUGAAUUUAUCGCAAAAGGCCAUUUCAUUGCCAGGCCUGCUACCAGACCUCGUUACUAUUUCCAUCCCCCACAAAUCCUGAGCACUUCCAAGUGACCGUUGGGCAGCGCUUGCACGCCAACUGUUCGAUGUUUUGCGCCAAAGACGCUCACCGGUUCCCGCAAAAUGCAUAGGAGAACCACGUUACCGCGCUUUCACCAGCUUCCCAAAACCUCUCAUCUGUGCGAAACGGAUGCAUACGCAUCGCCUUCUCCAAUCCCAUGUCGGAGAUUAGGUUCUAUGUGGGUCCCGGUGAAGCACAAAUCCAGCGGAGGAAGAAGACCCAAGAAGAAAGUAUACCACAGAGUCCACGAACUCGACAAAGUCAUGGACUUGCAGAAAAAGCCCGCCUUGAUUUUACAGCUGAAAUCAAUUAUUCAGUCGCAGAAACACCAGUCUCUCCUUCUCAGGGACCUCGAGAAAGAAGUUGGGUUUGUUCAGAAGUGGAACUUCAUGGCCGUCAUAGAAAAAUACCCUGCAAUAUUCUAUGUCGGUGGCGGCAACAGAACGCCCCCUUUUGUUACACUCGCUGAGAAGGCUGAGAAAGUUGCUGGUGAAGAAGCUUCAGUCAAGGAUUUGAUGGAACCCAUGUUGGUUAAAAACUUGAGGAAGUUGUUGAUGUUGUCAGUUGAUUGCCGGGUUCCACUCGAAAGCAUUGAAUUCAUCGAAUCCGAAUUGGGUCUGCCGAAUGAUUUCAAGAAAUCAUUGAUUCCGAAGUACCCUGAAUUCUUUUCGGUUAAGGAUGUCAAUGAAAAAGAUUUUCUGCAUUUGGAGAAUUGGGAUUCUUCACUAGCAGUCACGGCUCGUGAGGAAAAUUUAGCCGAUGAAGGAAUUUCUGCCGCUUAUGGAUUGGGGAAGAAGGUUAGGAUAUCCAAAGAUGGUAAUUUUCUAGGUCCACAUGCGUUUCGAAUGAAUUUUCCUGCUGGUUUUAGGCCAAACACUAGUUAUCUUGAGCAACUUGAAAGGUGGCAGAAAAUGGAAUUCCCUUCUCCAUAUUUGAAUGCCAGGAGAUUUGACAUUGCUGAUCCCAAAUCGAGGAAGCGGGUGGUGGCGGUGCUUCAUGAGCUACUCAGCUUGACAAUGCAGAAGAGGAUGACAUCUGCUCAACUGGAAGCAUUUCAUUCAGAGGCGUGCCAACUCGUUGGCCGAGCUCAGCCGAGGAGUAAAAUUUGUGAUGUUGCGUUGAGCGCGUUGCUGACUUCUUUAUCUUGCGACUAUGGUUGGGGAAGGAACAAAUCUCGACCUUUGGAUUCUCAAGCCUGAAGACAAGGCUGCAGGUUAUGCGAAGUUCUCGAAUCGUCGGCGCCGGAUUUAGUCACAGUGAUUAUAUUCGUGAGAGUAUAAACAUGUCGAAUCGCCACCGGACUAUAUGGAUACAAAUAUUCAAAGGUGACGUACGUCUUGAUGAUAAAUAUGGUUCGGCUGUCAGAAUGCUGAACUCUGAAACUCACUUGUGAGUAUCCAAUCAUAAAAUCACUCGGCGUUCAAUGCGCCGAAUGUCGUAACUCAUAACACCUUACUUCGCCGAGAAGGCUAAUAAGAUGGCCUCUACCAAUAAGGAUUCGAAAACCCUUCUCGACCGAGACUUGGAUAGGUAACCAGUCGAUCUUGACGCAGUGCUGUUUAUCCAAACUGAAGGUGCCUCGCAGUUGGCAGUUGUUUUCUCUUUCAGAACAAAAGAAUUCAUGUAUACCAAUAUAGCAUGCUGGCUCCUUCUUUGAUGUUGGUGUUGGGUACUUUGAUAAUUGAUACGGAUGGAUCUGUGCUAAUUCUAUUCAAACACCCGAAAUAAUCAGUUUGCAUCUUUUUAAAAAGUAUAUUAAUGUUGUUUAUGCCGUUUAGAUGUUUGUAGAGAUGUCGUAUAUCUUCAAAGUAAGUUUGUUUUCAUGUGUAA
Pyrus x bretschneideri (Chinese white pear) is the source of this 2282-nucleotide messenger RNA. Its product is annotated as protein WHAT'S THIS FACTOR 1 homolog, chloroplastic-like. The coding region runs from base 515 to 1651 and encodes 378 amino acids. The transcript has 2 exons. Gene Ontology annotation, molecular function: RNA binding. The record is from RefSeq and is a predicted model, not a curated record. NCBI's taxonomy places the organism in Eukaryota, Viridiplantae, Streptophyta, Magnoliopsida, Rosales, Rosaceae.